This is a messenger RNA of Cylindrotheca closterium, 3945 nucleotides long. NCBI's taxonomy places the organism in Eukaryota, Bacillariophyta, Bacillariophyceae, Bacillariales, Bacillariaceae. The record is from the annotation of a GenBank genome assembly.
AUGGUGAGCUCAUGCAUCGACUCCGUCAUGCUGAGAAGGAGCUUGAUAUGCACACUAACAUGGGCAGCAGAGUUCUUGGGAAGAUUUCCGCCUCCAGUUUAUCACGAUGAAGAUGGAAUUGCCAAUGUACUUGCUAUGCACCAGAUGAUUGCUGCAGGAAACCGCAUUACUAUGGAUAAUGAUGCCGACAAUUCUUUUAUUGUGCAUUGUGAUGGAAACAGAAAGAUGCAAUUUGUGAAUUAAUGGAUAUCUGGACUUGAGAUGACCUCCAAAAUGGCAACCGUUCAAAAGAAUAAGGAAGGAUUCACUCCAAGACAAGUCAAGGCUGCAAUGGAAGCAAGAAGUGCGAUGCACAUACUCAAUGCUCCAAGCACCAAAAGUCUGAAGUAUGCAAUCCGAUCUGAUCUCAUCAAGAAGUGUCCUAUCACUGAAGAAGCAAUCAAUCAUCCCAAUACAUUGAAAGGCAAGUCAGCAAGACCAACUCUGAAGAAGACGUACGAUGACUUCUUCAGUCCACCAGAGGAAUUGUAUCAACAUAAUCAAUCUAUUACCGUCUAUAUUGAUCACAUGGAGAUCGAGAAUGCUAAGUUUCUCACCUGCAUUGAUACCACUGUGCAUUAUCGCUCAUGUAUUCAUGUGCAGAACCUGAAGACUGACCCUGUAUUUGAAGCAUUGGAUAAGAUAUUCCGCCGCUACAACAAGGCAGGCUUUCAAGUCAAGAUCAUCAAGUGUGAUUGGGCUUUCAUUCCUCUCACGGAUGAUAUGCUAGACAAUAUGGGUGUUACUAUUGACCUGACUGCAGCUGGAGACCAUGAGCCUACUGCUGAGAGAAAGACAUCUGAAACAGUAGGUUUUAAGAAGGACCCCUGCUUUGCCCGGGCUUAUAGAAAUGAAGUCUGCAAGUCUGUUGAUGAGAUUGACUUUAGAGACUCCCGUGUGUUCCAAGCUAAUCACCAUGCCAAUCCCCUUCCAGUUGGGGAUUCUGUAAGCGAUAUCACUAGCCCUACUGAUAUUAUGCCAGGCUUUGAACCUGACGGUGGAUCAGAAGAAGACACUGCUGCCAUGGAAGAAGAAAACGACAAGACAGAAAAGAAGAAGGGGUCAUUUGGAAUGCUUCGGGAAGCCACUCUGUUGGCUGAUUUUCAGGAGUUUGUUUCAAAGACUCUUUUUGCCCAUUAUUCUGCUCCAGAAAGCAAGCUUAGCAACCAACAAAUCAACAGCCAGACAUGCCCAUCUAAACUUCCACCUCAAGUAUCUCAGGAAGGGCUGAGGAAUUACAUCCACUCCCGUCUCAACGACAAUUUGGAUCCUAGUUUUCAAACAGAAGAUGAUGGAGAAUCUGUCAACUUUGAGUAUGAUGAUGACCAUGAGGAGGAGGAAUCCAGAGAACUUUCCAUAGAGUCAGAAGCAAGGAACAAUCCAAAUGGGUCCUUUGUAAUGGAUCUUGAUGUAGGAUCCCAGUAUGGGGCUAACUACCUUCCUAAUGAUAUUACAUUGCCAACUAUUAAUUUUGAAGUUGAUGAUCCACAUGCCCCCCAACCACCUCUUCACAACAUCCCCAAUCCUGAUUCUUCCAACUACCUAUUGGACCGACUGAAACAAGAAGAGUACAACAGGGAAUUCAUGCCACCAUCUAUCAGCACCCAAAUGGAAGCUGACCUUCACCUCCUUUGUCUCGCAAGAAAACACGGAUGGUCAGCCUCCUCUGUUUCUGACAUUCAAGCAUGGGCCCACAAAGGGACCAAGAAAGAGCCUAAUCUUUUUUCUGUCCGACCUGACCACUUGUCUCUUUAUCCGCUCAUUCUUGGAUUGUGUAUCAAUCGAUCGAUCAAUCGAUCAAUCGAUCAAUUGAAUGAGCUUCUGACAAACCAAGAUGUGACGGGUCCCAACGGUGAGAAUAUCUCCUUGCCCCAUCCAACCAACCCCUUCAAGUUCAGACCAGAUCCCCAAGACAAACCCGAUUUUGUCAGUGAAAUGCAUCAUGGCACCUGGUGGCGUGACACCAUGGAAAUGAAGUGUGAUGAGGGCAAAAGGGAAAUGCUGGUGCCCAUCAUACUGUAUGGGGAUGAAAUCACCACGGACAAGCAAGGAAAGCUAACAGCCUGUCCCUUCAACUUGACACUUGGAAUAUUGGACACUGACACCCGAAAUAAAGAGCAAGCCCAUACCACAUUCUUCUACUACCCCGAUCCUACUGUGGAGCUUGCUCAUCAUAAGAAAAAAGCAACCGCACAUGACAAAAUGGUAAACCUUCAGAACAGCCUUGCAGUGGCACUGGCCGACAUCACUAAAUGGACCAACAGUGAUCAAGGACUACGUUGGAAGCUCAAGUACAAUGGAGAAGAAUUCCAGGUCAACAUGAAAUUCUCCGUUGCCUUCCUCAUUGGUGAUACUGACAUGCAUGACAAGCUUUGUGGUAAGACAGGUGGUAGCCAAACCCAUGGCAUGAAGUCUCAUUGUCGGCAUUGCAAUUGUGCAACCAAGGAUCUUGUAAGCCCCAAGGAGAAGCAUACUUGGAUCCUGUUUGAUCCCAGCAAGGUAGAUCCCACAUUGGAUGGACACACUGCUGAAUACUUUAGCAGUAUAAGCCACAGCAUUGUGAACAACGCCUUUGAUCCCAUCUGCUUUGGUGUGAAUUUCCGCAAAAUUCAUUGGGGAACUCCAGCACAAACACUGCACAUGCAUCAAAAAGGGGGGAUGGUGCGGGUUUUAGAAUCUGAUCCCUCUCUUGCAGCUAAGGCCGAAUUUAAAAGGUGGGUGAAGAAAACCUUGGAAAGUCUGGACAUCAUUGGCCAUCAAUAUGGGGCCUGUCUUGGAAGGCAAUCGGAUCGCAAGAAGCCCAGGACCAAAUUCAAUAACUCAUUGUUUGACAAGACCAAGAAAUGUGGACACGAGCAGGCUGGUUUUUGUUUGUGCUUGUACCUUGCUAUGAUAUCUGACCAGGGCCGAUUUAUCAUGCUCCUGGAGCGUACCAUGUAUCCCACUUUUUACAAGGAUCAGGUGGGUGCCUUUGAGUUAGUCUUGACAAUGGAGCAAUGGCUGAAGAAGAAAAAGUACCUGGCAAGGCAUGCCCUUAACCCAGAAGGACUGGGGAAGGUCUUUGACUAUUACACUGAUUGGAUAAGGGAGACUACCUUUCAAAAAGGCAUGGGGGCUCUCUUGAUCAAGAAUCAUCUGAUGCUUCACGUCCCCCUCUACAUGUUGCACUGGGGGCCUCCUUGUGGAUGGGAUUCUGGUCCCAGUGAACGGGCUCACAAGACUGAGCAGAAGCAACCAGCACAAAGAACCCAAAGACGGCAGCACAGCUUUGUCAAACAAUUGACUGCAAGGUACAGCGAAAUGAGACUGAUAGCCCUUGCAGCUCGUUUUUUCUUCAUGAGGAGCCCCCAGAGAAUGAAUCUAGAUUGGAACCAAGAGCCAUUGAAGGAUGGGGGAGUUGCCCCUGGUGGUGCCAGGUUUUCUCUAGGGUUCAGCAAAACAGGACCAGGAAUGAAGUGGCUUGAUGGCAGCAAAACUAAAGCAAACUACCUUCAAGAAGUUAUCAAUCUUGUCUUUGAGAAGCUGUUGCCUCUUGCAGACAGUGACAAGAUCAAGGGUUUCUCUGAGGUUAAGAAGGCAAUUGACUCUGAGCCAAUUUGUUUCAGGGCCCACCCCAACUACAGAUCCAAAUCUCGGCAAGUCACUGACACUUGGCACGACUGGGCAAAGUUUGUUGCGCCACAUCAUGGGGAUGCCCACACUCCCGGACAAAUCCUAAUGUUCAUCAGGAUGCCCUUCACAAAUGAUGAGGUGAUCCACAAUGGGAUCCGGCUCCAAUCCAAACAAGUGCAUGCUGUUGUGAACCUUUUUGUGGAUCCGUCACGGCCACCAUUUCCCAACUUUGAUACUCCAAUUGUGAAAUGGGGAAAGACAGAGGAAGGAAGCAUGUUCUUUUUUUGCAGUUGA